AUGUCGGCCGCGCCGCGCCACCCGCACUUCUACACGGUCGAGGUUGGCGACACACGCUUCACCAUACUCAAGCGUUACCAAAACCUGAAACCUAUCGGAUCCGGCGCCCAGGGAAUAGUAUGCGCGGCAUACGACACGGUGACACAACAGAACGUUGCAAUCAAGAAGCUCUCACGGCCUUUCCAGAAUGUCACGCACGCGAAACGUGCGUACCGCGAGUUUAAGCUUAUGAAACUCGUCAAUCAUAAAAAUAUAAUCGGUCUUCUAAACGCCUUCACGCCACAGAAGAGCUUGGAGGAGUUCCAGGAUGUGUACUUGGUGAUGGAGCUGAUGGACGCGAACCUGUGCCAGGUGAUCCAGAUGGACCUAGAUCACGAGCGGAUGAGCUAUCUGCUCUAUCAGAUGCUGUGCGGUAUCAAGCACUUGCAUCUUGCUGGGAUUAUACACAGGGACCUGAAGCCGUCCAACAUAGUGGUGAAGAGCGACUGCACGCUGAAGAUCCUGGACUUCGGUCUGGCGCGCACCGCCGGCACCACCUUCAUGAUGACGCCCUACGUCGUCACCAGAUACUACCGGGCGCCCGAGGUGAUCCUGGGCAUGGGCUACACCGAGAACGUGGACAUCUGGUCGGUGGGCUGCAUCAUGGGCGAGAUGAUCCGCGGCGGCGUGCUGUUCCCCGGCACCGACCACAUCGACCAGUGGAACAAGAUCAUUGAGCAACUGGGCACGCCGUCGGCCGCGUUCAUGGCACGGCUGCAGCCCACCGUGCGCAACUACGUGGAGAACCGGCCGCGCUACGCCGGCUACAGCUUCGAGCGCCUCUUCCCCGACAUCCUGUUCCCGUCCGACUCCAGCGAGCACAACCGCCUCAAGGCCUCGCAGGCGCGCGACCUGCUCUCGCGCAUGCUGGUGGUGGACCCCGAGCGCCGCAUCAGCGUGGACGAGGCGCUGCUGCACCCCUACAUCAACGUGUGGUACGACGAGGGCGAGGUCAACGCGCCCGCGCCCGCCUCCUACGACCACUCCGUGGACGAGCGCGAGCACACCGUGGACCAGUGGAAGCAGCUCAUCUACCACGAGGUGGUGGAGUACGCGGCGCCCGCGCCCGCGCCCGCGCCGCCGCCGGCCGCGCCCGACCACGCGCCCGCGCUCGCCACA
Messenger RNA from Brenthis ino (lesser marbled fritillary), 1158 nucleotides. NCBI's taxonomy places the organism in Eukaryota, Metazoa, Arthropoda, Insecta, Lepidoptera, Nymphalidae. The record is from the annotation of a GenBank genome assembly.